Messenger RNA from Penicillium malachiteum, 3618 nucleotides. RefSeq names its product putative DUF221 domain protein. The transcript has 2 exons. Bases 1 to 3618 code for a protein of 1205 amino acids. Lineage: Eukaryota; Fungi; Ascomycota; Eurotiomycetes; Eurotiales; Aspergillaceae. Gene Ontology annotation, molecular function: calcium-activated cation channel activity. The record is from RefSeq and is a predicted model, not a curated record. Gene Ontology annotation, cellular component: plasma membrane.
AUGACAAACGCUCUCGUGGAAGCCUUGGACCAUGCGGGUGGGCAUGGAAAGGCAGACCAGGGUGAAUCACUUUCCAGUUUUCUGGCCUCGCUGGCGACGGCCUUAAUCGUGUUUGGGGUUGAGUUCCUUCUUUUCAUGAUACUCAAGGGUAAAUUGACUCGCAUUUAUCAACCACGCACAUACCUUGUUCCAGAUCGAGAACGUACAUCACCAUCGCCCCCUGGUCUCUUUCGCUGGAUCGGCCCGGUCUUCCGGACCUCAAGUGCGGAGUUUAUCCAAAAAAGCGGUUUAGAUGCAUAUUUCUUUCUGCGUUAUCUGCGCAUGCUGUUGAAGAUCUUCGUACCGCUUGCUCUCCUCCUCCUUCCUGUCCUACUCCCUAUCAACAGAGUGGACGGGAAAGGCAAAACCUACACAAACGGUCACAAUGGUUCUCAGUGGAAUGUCAGUGGCCUGGAUCAAUUGGCGUGGGGGAAUAUCAAACCCGAGAAUACCCACCGCUAUUGGGCUCAUCUGGUUAUGGCCAUCAUUGUUGUGGUGUGGAUUUGCGCAAUAUUCUUUGAUGAAUUGCGAGGCUAUAUCCGCCUACGUCAGGCGUAUAUGACAUCGCCACAACAUCGACUGCGCGCCUCUGCAACUACAGUGCUUGUUACCGCUAUUCCACCUGAGUGGCUUGAAGUUGAAGCUCUAGAUAACCUCUUCGACGUUUUCCCAGGUGGAAUCCGCAAUAUUUGGAUCAAUCGCAACUUCGAUGAAUUGAACGAAAAAGUGAAACAGCGGAAUAAGGUGGCCCUGAAACUCGAAUCUGCUGAGACUUCACUGAUUGCCCAGUGCAAAGAGGCGCAACUGAAGCAGUUAAAAUCAGAGCGCAAGAGUAAAGGGGCCAAAGGAAAGCUCAGCAGUGAAGAUCGAGAGAAAAUGGCUACAGACCAGCGUGCUUCUCAGAUGGCCAUGGACGCUGGUGUAAGCUCUGGCAACCCUCACCAGGUACAAACAUUGGAUGAAGCUCUACAUCGUAAUCCGGACAGCCAUCAGCGACAAACUUCUAAUGCGUCCCGUACCAGGGUAUUUGACCCUGCCCUUGCAGCGGCUGGCGCAGUUGGUAUGGGAGUUGGAAAAUUGGGUAAAACCGUUCUAGGCGGUUUAAAAAAAGUGGAAGGUGGUUUUGAUAAUACUUUCACGCAAAACAGAGGCCUGGUGGCCGCAAUUGAUAAUGAAUUACCAUCUCGCCAAAUUACCCCUCCAGGAAAUGAGGACCUAUCUCUUUCGAAUUCUGCUGACACUGAAUACCCAUCGUCCGCCCCGAUGCCUCAAAUACCAGAGCCCAAACAGAGCAAAGGUUCUAUGUGCCGCGAUCAUCGAACUCCUCCCACGCGGCCGUUUUGGAGGUCUCGUGGCUCAUCCUACUCAAAACACACUAAAAAUGAUCCAGAGACUGAUGAACAUCCUCUCACCGCACCCGAUACCCCUAUUGAUGUGGAUCGUCUACCUUCUACGCAACCCUGUGACGAGAAGGGUCACGAGUCGAAAAAUCGCAAAGAAGGAGACAAGAUGGAGGGAGAACAAUAUCCAAUCUCCUACAACGAAGCAUUCGACAACGAGGAUUAUGGAGAACCGCUGUGGAAGAAAUAUAUUCGCCCCAAAGACAGAGAUACCUGGCGUCUUCCUUUAUUCAAAUGGAGCAAAUGGCCUACAAUCUGGCUUAUUGGCAAAAAAGUUGAUACAAUCGACUAUUGUCGGAAAGAACUUGCUCGGUUGAACUUGGAAAUCGAGAUCGACCAGCAACAUCCUGAACGAUUUCCGUUAAUGAAUUCGGCGUUUAUUCAAUUCAACCAUCAGGUGGCCGCUCACAUGGCCUGUCAGUCUGUGGCUCAUCAUCUCCCAAAACAGAUGGCUCCACGGAUUGUAGAGAUCUCACCUGAUGAUGUUAUAUGGGAUAAUAUGUCCCUCAAAUGGUGGGAACGGUAUCUGCGCACAAUCGGAAUUAUUAUCAUUGUUUGUGCAAUGGUAGUUGGUUGGGCAUUUCCUGUUGCUUUUACAGGCUUAUUAUCUCAGCUCUCUUACCUCGAAGGCGCAUUCUCGUGGCUAUCCUGGAUAAGUAAGCUACCUUCUUGGUUCAUUUCAGCAAUCCAAGGUGUGCUACCAGCACUCUGUCUUGCGAUUCUUAUGGCACUACUUCCUCUACUACUACGGUUUUUAAGCAGGAAGCAGGGUGUGCAUACUGGUAUGGCCGUGGAACUCACUGUCCAAAACUACUAUUUUGCCUUCCUAUUCGUCCAGCUGUUCUUGGUUGUCACAAUUGCAUCCAGCUUCUCGACUAUCAUUGACAAUGCCACGGAUGUGACGAACUGGGCAGAUCUUCUUGCGGACAAUAUCCCAAAAUCAAGCAACUACUUUUUCUCAUACAUGAUUCUGCAAGCCAUGUCGGUUAGUGCAGGAGCCCUUGUGCAAAUAUUCGGUCUAAUCAGCUGGUUCAUCCUCGCCCCGAUCCUCGAUAAGACCGCCAGAAAGAAGUGGGCUCGCACAACAAACUUGAAUCAGAUGCAAUGGGGUUCCUUCUUUCCUGUGUACACAACACUCGCGUCUAUCGGUAUGAUCUACUGUGUGAUCGCGCCUCUUAUCCUUGUAUUCAACGUCAUUACUUUCGGUCUUUUCUGGUUUGUCUAUCGCUACAAUACGCUCUAUGUCACCAAAUUUCGUUUCGAUACGGGUGGUCUUCUUUUCCCACGAGCUAUCAAUCAGCUCUUCACAGGUGUCUAUUUCAUGGAGGCCUCCCUAAUUGCCAUGUUCUUCUUGGUGCAAGAUCAACAUGGGCAUACAUCUGCCAAAGGCCAGGGCAUUGUUAUGAUUUUCGUUCUAGCUCUAACGGUUGUCUAUCAAGUCCUCCUUGCUAACGCAUUCGGACCUCUCAUCAGGUAUAUACCUGUCACUUUAGAAGACGACGCAAUUCGUCGGGAUGAGGAGUUUAAGCGUGCUCAACAUGCUCGACUUGGACUUCCUUUGGAUGAAGAUGAGGAAGAAAAGGGACCCGUGGACCACGGCAUUCCUCAGCCUCAGCACGAGGAGUUUCAGCAAGAUCGGGAUAUUGAGCUUAGAAGUCUAGAGAGCAACCAGGAAGAUCGCAAGCCGAAUGCCUCUCGUGAUCAUUUGUCGACGCCUAAGUUUGGGGACAAACGACCAUCUUGGGCCUCCCGAUCGCCAAACAGACGGUCUAAAUUCUUUGGGGUGAACUCAUCGAGCUCUCUUCCCACAACAAAGUCUCUUAGAGAGAAGAUGGCACAUGACGCUAUGCAUGAUGCCGAAAAUCAAGGUCUACCAGCAAAAACUCUAGGUCAUUCUUUAUUCUCUGGUCUUCAUGAUGAAUUGGAGGAUUUGACACCCGACGAACGCGAUCAACUGGUACAGCGCGCAUUCCAACACGAAGCUCUCCGGGCCAAAAGGCCAGUUAUAUGGAUUCCACGAGAUGAUAUCGGUGUCAGUGACGAUGAGGUCUACAGAACACAACGAUUCAGUAAACAUAUCUGGAUCAGCAACGAGUACCAAGCACUGGAUGGUAAAUGCCGAACGAUCUUCAGCCGCAGCCCACCAGACUUCUCAGAAGUGGACCUCAUUCAACUAUGA